Messenger RNA from Danaus plexippus (monarch butterfly), 2301 nucleotides. It is a transcript of the gene tkv, whose product is annotated as bone morphogenetic protein receptor type-1B. Lineage: Eukaryota; Metazoa; Arthropoda; Insecta; Lepidoptera; Nymphalidae. Gene Ontology annotation, biological process: cellular response to growth factor stimulus; BMP signaling pathway; dorsal/ventral pattern formation. The transcript is spliced from 3 exons. The record is from RefSeq and is a predicted model, not a curated record. Bases 388 to 1848 code for a protein of 486 amino acids. Gene Ontology annotation, molecular function: ATP binding; SMAD binding; transforming growth factor beta receptor activity, type I. Gene Ontology annotation, cellular component: signaling receptor complex; plasma membrane.
CGACUCGCGUGUCCCGGAUCGCUGUCUUCCUGACACCGUUCGCUCGGUGCUCAGCCCCUUGUGUUAUCUUCCAACAUAUGGAGCCUGCAGCGGUGCAUGAUGCAUUUGAGGAGCGUCCGGGGGGAGAUGCCGGCGGGGGGAGGAGGACGUAGCACGCCGCUCCGCAGUCAUUCGCACCGCGCUCGCUGCGAGUGUCGAUCGCGUUUACAGUGCCCUUUCCUGUGUUUAGUGUUGUUUUUUUUCGUUUGUGAGACGUUAGUCGUCAUUCUCGUACAGCACCGCCGGUGUAAAAAUAAAGCCGGCGACAGACGACAGUGCGUCCAGUUAAAUUUAAAUGAUAGCGCGGACUGCGUUCAAGUCUAGUCUGGGACUCACCAGGGCCGCGACAUGAGACUAAGUCGGGGCAUCGUGUGCGAGUGCUCGGGGCCGAGCGCCUGCCCCGACGGCUCCUCCAACGGCACGUGUUCCACACAACCCGGGGGGUACUGCUUCGUCACGGUCGAGGAGGUGCUGGACGACGGCGGCCUGGUCGUCCUGGAGAGAAUCGCUGGCUGUCUACCUCCUGAUGAGUCAGGAUUCAUGCAGUGUAAAAGUUCCCAAGUGCCACACCAACACCCCAAAGUGAUAGAAUGUUGUGAGAAGGACCUCUGUAACCGUCGUCUCCGCCCUGUGUUGCCCGGUGGGUCGGAGGGCUCUCCGCCCGCCCUACCCGCGCCGCCGUCCAGCCCCGCCCCACCGGCGCUCGUGGCCGCCGCCCUGUGCGUGGCUCUCCUAGCCGCCCUGGCAGCCUUGUGGGUGCUGCUGCGGAGGAGGCGCUCCGGCAAGAGGCCGCCCUCGCCGCCCGUCAUCGCCGAUCAUCCCGAGAUUUCGUCCGGCUCGGGCUCCGGCCUGCCGCUCCUCGUGCAGCGGACGGUCGCCAAACAGAUACAGAUGGUGGAGUCCAUAGGGAAGGGACGCUACGGAGAGGUGUGGCUCGCGCGCUGGCGGGGGGAGAAGGUCGCCGUCAAGGUUUUCUUCACCACCGAGGAGGCCAGCUGGUUCCGAGAGACGGAGAUCUACCAGACGGUGCUCAUGAGGCACGAGAACAUCCUCGGCUUCAUCGCCGCUGACAUCAAGGGCACCGGAUCCUGGACGCAGAUGCUGCUCAUCACCGACUACCACGAGCACGGCUCGCUGCACGACUACCUGCAGCUGCACGUGCUGGAUCCCGACACGCUCCUCACCAUGGCCUACUCCAUCGUCAGCGGGCUGGCGCAUCUCCACAUGGACAUCUUCGGCACCAAGGGCAAGCCGGCCAUCGCGCACCGUGACAUCAAGAGCAAGAACAUCUUGGUCAAGAGAGAUGGCCAGUGCGCCCUCGCGGACUUCGGCCUCGCCGUGCGCUACGUGGCCGAGAGAGACGAGGUGGACCUCGCGCCCAACACUAGGGUCGGCACGCGGCGGUACAUGGCGCCCGAGGUCAUCGACGAGAAGCUCGACCUCUCGGAUUUCGAGGCCUUCAAGAUGGCCGACAUGUACUCGCUGGGGCUCGUGCUGUGGGAGAUGUGCCGGCGCUGCGCGGCGGGCGCGGGCGCGGGCGCGGGUGCCGUGGCAGCGGAACCCUACGCGCCGCCCUACCACGACCGCGUGCCGUCGGACCCGAGCUUCGAGGACAUGCACGCGGUCGUGGUGGUGGAGGGCGCCCGGCCCGCGCUGGCCGCCAGGUGGCGCCGCGUCCCCGCCACGGCCGCGCUGGCCGGCCUCAUGGCGGAGUGCUGGCACCACAACCCGCCCGUGCGACUCACCGCGCUGCGCGUCAAGAAGACGCUCGCCAAGUACCGCGCCGAGGGAGGCGUCAAGCUGGUGUGAGCUCGUCCCCCGUGUUCCGCGUCCGGUCGCCGGGGAGGCCGCGCCGCGACGCGUGAUGCCGCGACAAUAACAGAGAUAUAAUAUUUUCAUAAUAUUCCGUCGGUGCGGAGCGCGCUCGGACGCGCGGGACUCGCUCGCCUGUAGAUGUACUUAAAUGUGAAGAGACGCUCGCGGCGGGGAGUCGGGGCGGGGGCGCGGCGUCGCGAGCUCUGGUCGCCGCCGGUGGGUCGCCGGGUGGCGCUGCAGCAGGAGGGCCGUCAGGAAGCUCGGAGUCCGUUCCGUUGUUGUUAUACAGAUAUUGUAUAUAAAUGUACAAAUGUUUUGAAGCGAGUGAGCGGUCGCUAGCAUUUAGUGCGCGUGCGCACCUCACGCCUGUACAGUGUUGUGUAUAUGUAGUGUUGGAUUAGUGUAAAAAAUGUUGCUAUUAAGUUAAAAAUAAAAAAUAUUAAUGGA